AUGAUGCGGAGCACACAGUUUCUCAGUAUUAGUGCCUUCUUUAACUUCCUUCUUUUCUUUCCUCCUCCCUUUCAUUUAUUCGUUCUUUCUUCUUUUUUUUUUCAUUUUUUUUACUUUUCUCAUCCUUUCUUAUUUUUCCUUGUUUCGUUUUUUUGUCAUGAUUUUCUUCUUUUCUUCAUUCUCUUUUUCUUUCUUUCUUUCUUACUUUCUUUCUUUCUUACUUUCUUAUAUUUUCCCAUGAAAAGUAUAAGCUUCAAUUUUUUUCAUUAUUGCUUUCAUUUUCAUUUAUCGUCUGUUCAUUUUCAUUGUCAUUUUUUCUUCGAUUACUUUCUUUACUUUCUUCCUGGUUGUAUUUUUUCCUUCUUUCUUUUUCCUUUUUUAUUUCUUUUCAUACUUUUUAAUACCAACGCUUUUAGCUUCGAUUUGAUAUUUGCGUUAAUGUCUUCCAAUUUUCUUUCUUUCUUUCUUUUGUCUCUUUGCACUCAUUUUUUUUCAAAUUUUUCCUUAAUUCCUUGCUUCGACAUCGAACCCAUUCUUUCUCUACACUUUAAAUUCUGUUUUCUUUCGCAUUCAUUGUUUCAUUCAUUCAUUAUUGGUUCUCACUUUUUCAUUCAUUCUUUCUUUCUAUUUUUCAUUCUUCUUUCUUUUCAUUUAAUCUUUCUCUCUUUCUUUCUUUCAUUCAUUCAUUGUUUCAUUCAUUCAUUGGUUCUCUCUUUCAUUCAUUCAUUCUCUCUUUCUUUCUUUCAUUCAUUCAUUCUUCAUUCAUUGUUUCUUUUUCAUUCAUUCUUUCAUUUUCAUUCAUUGUUUCUCUUUCUUUCAUUCAUUCAUUCAUUCAUUCAUUUUUCUCUAUUCUUUUCUUUUUCAUUUUCUUUCAUUCAUUCAUUCUCUCUUUCUUUCUUUCAUUCAUUCAUUCUCUCUUUCUUUCUUUCAUUCAUUCAUUGUUUCUCUCUUUCAUUCAUUCAUUCAUUCUUUCUAUCUUUCUUUCAUUCAUUCAUUCUCUCUUUCUUUCAUUCAUUCAUUCUCUCUUUCUUUCUUUCAUUCAUUCUAUCUUUCUUUCUUUCUUUCUUUCUUUCUUUGUUUCAUUCAUUGUUUCUCUCUUUCUUUUUCAUUCUUCAUUCUUUUCUUUCUUUUCAUUCAUUCUUUCCUUUCAUUCAUUCAUUCUUUUCUAUCUUUUCAUUCAUUCAUUCUCUCUUUCUUUCUUUCAUUCAUUCAUUCAUUCUUCAUUCUUCUUCUUUUCUUUUCUUUCUUUCUUUCUUUUCAUUUUCUUUGUUUCAUUCAUUGUUUCUCUCUUUCUUUCAUUCACUCAUUCAUUCAUUCGUUCCUUUAUUUCAUAUUCUUCUGUCCAUUCUUUCUUUCUUUUCUUGUAUUUCCUUCUCGAAUACUUACAUUCAUUUUCUUUUUUUUUUCUCUUUUUGUUUACUUAUAUUUAUUUCUCCGGCAUACUUCUAUUUCGAUUUCUUUGUUGCCACUGACAACUUUCUUUCUUUCUUUCUUUCUUGCUUGCUUUCUUUCUUUCUAUCUAUCUUUCUAUCUAUCUUUCUUUCUUUCUUUCUUUCUUUUUGCUUGCUUGCUUUCUUUCUUUCUUUCUGGCUUGCUUGCUUUCUUUCUUUCUUUCUUUCUUUCUUUCUUGCUUGCUUGCUGUCUUUCUUUUUUCUUUCUUUCUCGCUUUCUUUCUUUCUUGCUUGCUUGCUUGCUUGCUUUCUUUCUUUCUUUCUUUCUUUUUUGCUUGCUUUCUUUCUUUCUUUCUCUCUUUCUUUCUUGUUUUCUUUCUUCCUUCCUUCCUUUCUUUCUUUCUUUCUUUCUUGCUUGCUUGCUUUUCUUUCUUUCUUUCUUUCUUUCUUUCUUUCUUUCUCGCUUGUAGGCCUUAUUUCCUUUCUUUUUCUGUCUUUUUUAUUAAUUCUUUACUCUUUUCAUUCUAAUAUUUCUUUUUCUUUAAUGCUUUCCCAUAAUUCUUUCAUACUUUCUUUUUCUUAUUUACAUAAUUUAUUAGAUAGCAUUUCUUUCUAUCUUGCUUACCUUAUAAUUCUUUUUUCUUUUACUUUCAUCUUUCUUACCUGUGGACUUGCUUAUGUUUCAUUCGUUCUUUUAGUUCCUUUCGUCCCCACUUAUAUCAUUAAAGGACAAUGA
Messenger RNA from Acanthosepion pharaonis, 2127 nucleotides. Lineage: Eukaryota; Metazoa; Mollusca; Cephalopoda; Sepiida; Sepiidae. The record is from the annotation of a GenBank genome assembly.